This is a messenger RNA of Solea solea (common sole), 721 nucleotides long. Its product is annotated as histone H3. The coding region runs from base 7 to 417 and encodes 136 amino acids. The record is from RefSeq and is a predicted model, not a curated record. NCBI's taxonomy places the organism in Eukaryota, Metazoa, Chordata, Actinopteri, Pleuronectiformes, Soleidae. The transcript has a single exon. Gene Ontology annotation, cellular component: nucleosome. Gene Ontology annotation, molecular function: protein heterodimerization activity; DNA binding; structural constituent of chromatin.
AGAAACAUGGCAAGAACCAAGCAAACCGCCCGUAAAUCUACCGGAGGUAAAGCUCCCAGGAAGCAGCUGGCCACCAAGGCUGCGCGGAAGAGCGCGCCUGCCACCGGCGGCGUGAAGAAGCCUCACCGUUACAGGCCCGGUACCGUGGCUCUGAGAGAGAUCCGUCGCUACCAGAAAUCCACGGAGCUGCUGAUCCGCAAGCUGCCCUUCCAGCGCCUGGUGAGAGAGAUCGCUCAGGACUUCAAGACCGACCUGCGCUUCCAGAGCUCCGCUGUCAUGGCUCUGCAGGAGUCCAGCGAGGCUUACCUGGUCGGCCUCUUCGAGGACACCAACCUGUGCGCCAUCCACGCCAAGAGAGUCACCAUCAUGCCCAAGGACAUCCAGCUGGCCCGCCGCAUCCGUGGAGAGAGAGCUUAAACUCUGCUGCUCCACUAACCUUCACCACAACGGCUCUUUUAAGAGCCACCUCACUCUAGACUCUAGACCACAUACCUCUGAAUUUUUUUUUUUUUAUGUGUUCAUAUUGUUCCUAACUUUUAUUGUCAAAUACAGACAAGGUUCCAUAAUGACAAUUUUAUGAAGCAUUAAUUAUUUACCCAUUUUACUUUAUUAUCUGACAGGAGCUGUGGAAUUUGUAACUCUUGCACUCAAUUUACUUUGAAUCAAUAGGAAUAAAUCAAAUAAAACAUGUCUGGCUUCCAGGUCAGACAUUUUCUAUUAA